GGAUCAAGGUAAGAUGGCGGCGCACUGAGGGGAACGUGGGGGCUCCGGUCCCUCCGCUCCCCGCCGCUCCCCGGUGCCUUCCCCUGGCAGUUCUGACGUGCGUUCUCCCCUCAGAGCCUCGGAGAUGUCGCUCCGCGCCGUGCUCAGGGCUGCCGCCUCACUGCCCCGCUACACUCCGGGGCUGCUCCUCCCGCCGCCGCCGCCCCCUCCUCCAUGCGCCGCCAUGGCCACGCUGAACCAGAUGCACCGGCAGGGCCGCCCCGCGCCCCCUCCCCGCAAACUGGGGCCCACCCUGGGCCGCCCCCAGAUCAAGGGCGUGGUGCUGAGGAACCUGAUCCGAAAGCCCAAGAAGCCGAACUCGGCGAACCGCCGCUGCGUGCGGGUGCGGCUCAGCACCGGCCGCGAGGUCAUCGCCUUCGUGCCCGGCGAGGGCCACAACCUUCAGGAGCACCACAUCGUGCUGGUGCAGGGCGGGCGCACCCAGGACCUGCCCGGCAUCAAACUCACCGUGGUGCGGGGGAAGUACGACUGCGCCCACGUGCAGGCCAAGAAAUGAGGGGGGGUGGUCCUGGGAGCGCGCCUCAGCCCAGGAAGGGUCUCCACACGCUGGUCCUGGGUGGUGUUGGCAUUAAAAGUUGGUGGUGA
Messenger RNA from Oenanthe melanoleuca, 645 nucleotides. It is a transcript of the gene MRPS12, whose product is annotated as mitochondrial ribosomal protein S12. NCBI's taxonomy places the organism in Eukaryota, Metazoa, Chordata, Aves, Passeriformes, Muscicapidae. The transcript has 2 exons. Gene Ontology annotation, biological process: translation. The coding region runs from base 125 to 556 and encodes 143 amino acids. Gene Ontology annotation, molecular function: structural constituent of ribosome. Gene Ontology annotation, cellular component: ribosome; small ribosomal subunit. The record is from RefSeq and is a predicted model, not a curated record.